AUGGAAUCUAAAAAGACUACAGUAGUAGAUGAGGAAUUGGACGGAUUAGAUGACAUUUUAGAUGAGGUUUUGGACGACUUUUCUUCUUCGUCCACUUCUAAAAAUCAAUCAUCAUCAAAUAAACCUUCUACUUCAUCUAGUUCUGAACAAUUUCCUUCGUCAACACUUUCAAGUUCUAAUGAUGAAAUAGAUCCAUUAUCACAAAUUGAUGAAGAAUACGUUGCACAAUUAGCAGCUGAUAUGGAAGAUUUCGUAAAACGAUUAGAAGGUGAUGAAGAAUUAAGACGCGCAUUUCAAGGAUUCAUGGGUUCAGUCGAUGUAGAAAAUCAAAAUGAAGUUAAUAAUAAUAAUAAAGAUAUAAGUACUGGAAGUAAUGAAAGCAAUGGAAUUAAAAACAAUAACAACAACAACAAUAACAACAAUAAUAAUAAUUUUAAUAAUAAUAUUGAUAAUAUUAAUAAUCUUAUUAAUAAUCUUAAUAUUAAUGGAAAACUUAAUGAAUCUCCUACUAAGGAAGGAUCAUCGUCAUCAUUUCAAGAUAAAAUUAAUCAGACAUUAAAUAAAUUACAGAAUAGCUCGAAUCAACUCGAUGCAGAAAUUUCAGCAGAAGAAAUGGAUGAUAUGUUAGGGGGAGAUAUGGAUCAAGUAUUAGAAUUGAUGAUGAAAUCAUUAACGACAAAAGAAUGUUUAUAUGAACCAAUGAAAGAAUUUGGGCAAAAAUAUCCAAAAUGGUUGGAAGAGAAUAAAGGUAAAGUACCGAUAAGUGACUAUAAUCGAUAUGAAAAACAAUCGGAAUAUAUUCAAAAAAUUAUCGAGAAAUACGAAGCACCGAAUUUUGAUGAAAACAGUGAACAGAAUAAAGAAAUCGUAAAUUUAAUGCAAGAAUUACAAGACUUUGGACAACCACCUGCUGAAAUUCUAAGUGAAUUAGCACCAGGGGUUGAAUUGGAUGAACAAGGAAUGCCAAAAUUAUCAGCAGCUGAUUUAUCUGCAUGUAAAACUAUGUAG
Messenger RNA from Diversispora eburnea, 1008 nucleotides. Lineage: Eukaryota; Fungi; Glomeromycota; Glomeromycetes; Diversisporales; Diversisporaceae. The record is from the annotation of a GenBank genome assembly.